Molecule: messenger RNA, 2346 nt
Organism: Naegleria fowleri
Lineage: Eukaryota; Heterolobosea; Eutetramitea; Acrasida; Naegleriidae
Exons: 2
Coding region: 1-2346 (781 amino acids)
Source: RefSeq, a predicted model, not a curated record
AUGCCUUCCUUGUCCCAAAAGCUUUCGGAGGCCAUCAAGAAGAAGAAACAUUAUGGUAGGGUGGGCUCUGAAUCUCCAUUCAAUUCUCGGAAUCAGUUAAAUGAAGAGCUACUGAACGCUCCUCAUCCUGCAAAUACGAAUAAUGAUCAAACUGCUUUAUUGGAAACACAAUACAGCCCACCCGGAGUAGAAGGACGGAUAGGAAUAUAUGCAUCUCGGAAUGCUGAUAUGGAUAUUGAGGGAGCUCGCAUGAUCGACGACGCUUCAACACUCAUUGUUGAAUCACCCAAUGACUUGGGACGUGGAUUUAUAACAAAAGAGUCGUUUGUACAACCAUCUAUUUCAUCGUCUCGCCAAGUACACUCGGCGUAUAAUAUGACAAGAGCAGGACAAUCCUCAUUCAAAAAAAUGGGCUCACCGCAUGAUAACCACAAAUCAUCUUCAGACCAGAUUAAGAAAUCUAUUUCUGUUACUAACAUCAGUCAAUCUUCAUCAAGAACCUCUCUAGCUGGCAUUAUUCCUCCUGGUUAUGCUAUAAAGAAAAAACAAAGUUUUAGACUUUUUCCUACUAUUAGUUUAGGUCACAGUGAGGAAAAAGAUCUGGAAAAUAGUAGUGUGUUUUUUGAUUUAGAAAAGCCAAAGAAAUCAGAUGAAAAAGAAAAAAAGAAACUCAAGAAAAGAAUUUUUCUUUCCAUGUACAGAUGCUCCAUUUUACUUAUUUCGUUCUUUCUGUUAUCAAUUUUUGUAUUUUUCACUGUAUCAGCAGUUAAUUCUGCAAAAGAUGAUGGAUAUUAUACUAAUGGAAGUCCCACAACAUUAUUGUGGAUAUCUGGACUCUCCAUGCUUUUGACACUUUGUAUCAUUUUUGAGCUAGCUGCAAAUUUUGCAGUGGUGAAUGUAUUUAGGAAUUGCUUUAAGUUAAGAAAACCUUCCGACGUUAUACAUUAUGAUUCGUAUUUUGCAAUAUUUGUAUAUAGAUGUGCAGUUUUUUUACUCUUCUUCUCACUGGGCGCUAUUAAUUGGAUAUGCUAUGCCUUAUUUAUUGAGAGCAGAGAUCAUUUAGCUGGAUGGGUUUCUCUGUACAUGAUGGUUCCCUUGUUUGGAUUUUUAAUUAUUGCCUACAAUCAGUACUCAACUUUGAAGGUUGAGAUGAUUGAUUUUGAGCAUGAAGAACAUUUUUUCACAGGCAGAAAUGUGUUGUGUUGCCUGUCAGGGUUUAUAUUGAAAUUCAUCACUUUCAUUAGUUUUAUUUCAAUUGGAACCAUUAUGAUUCUGUUCACCAUUCAAUCCAUUGCUCUCAUUGAUGACAUGGUGCAAGCACCAGGAAAGAAAUGGUCCAUUACCUUAAAUCAUCACACCUACAAAGUGCACAUGUAUUGUGAGGGUAAUGAGAAAUCUUCAAAUGUAGCACUUAUUGAUGCUGACAUUGGUAUUGCUUCUCCAUACGAAUAUAUGAAGAAAUUAGUGACAACACUUGCAUCGAAUGGAGUUAGAGCUUGUGUUAUUGAGAGAGGUGGUUAUGGAUUUUCAGAUACAGGUCCCUUACCUCGAGAUGUCAACAACACUGUCAUUGAAGUCGUGAAUGCAGUGUACGAAUCAAGAAUGCGAGUUCCUUUUCUUUACAUUGCUCACUCUGCAGCAUCUUUUACUGCACGAAAGUUAGCAGCAGAGUAUCCUGAGCUUUUAUCAGGUAUGCUAUUGUUGCAUCCUGCUCAUGAAGAUAUUGAAAGUGUGAUGCUGAGACAAGUUAAGAAUUUAACAGAGUCUGAAAUUUUGAAAAGAAAGAGAGACAGGGAUUACAUUGACGACACCAUUCGCUAUUUAACUCCUAUUGCUCUUCCUAGACUUUUCAAAUAUUUUCACGUUGAAUUUUUACUCGAAUACGAAGACCCUUAUGAGCUGUAUUACAUGAAUGGCUGGAAAAAUUAUUUUUAUUCCUUACUCAAUAUCACAGAACAGAAUUCAAUCAAUCGAAGAAUUAUUUUCCAAAACAAGUAUGCUGGGUGCGUUUGGAGUGAGUUGAAUCAUUUUCUGACCGACUCUGCAGACGUGGUUAGAAACAUGAGACCCAAGAAUGGAACAACGACCAUUCCUGUUGGGAUACUCACUGCAGGAAAUCUCCUCUAUGGAGAUUGCACUUCCAAUCACUAUCAAGAAGACAGCCUUAUGUGUGAACAUUUUCACAAGUGGAAAGAGGGAAGGCAAAAAGCUCUCCUCAUGUUACAUCAAGAUUUAGCAAAAUUGUACAAGGCUGAAUGGCACAUAAUUGAAUCAUCUUACGACAUUCCUAUUGACUCUCCCGAAAUUGUUACAAGUCAUGCCAAGCGAUUGUUGAGAAUGCCAUAA